AUGGCACCCUUCUUGAUAGCUCGACAGACAGAAAACGACACUAUACGCGAUGCAUUCACUCCAACCGAGGAUCAGAAAAUAAUCUUGAUUAUUAUAGCUGGGUACACAGGCGCCAUCCUGCUAUUAUGGAAUAUGCCUAUUGUCAAGAUCAUCCUUGCACCGUUCAAGCUGCUAACGGUUGGAUUACAUGAAUUCUCGCAUGCGUUUGUUGGCUGUUUGACGUGUGCACGGAUCGAAUCCAUAGAAAUUGACCCUGACGAAGGUGGCGCUACGAGAAUGCAAGGCGGCAAUGCCAUGUGCACACUGCCUGCAGGUUACUUGGGAUCAUCCGCUAUCGGGGCGAUCCUUGUCAUGUGUGGAUUCAACAUCUUGGCGUCCAAAAUCGCAUCCAUCUUUCUUGGCACCUGUCUUUUAUUAACACUGUGGUGGGCGAAGAACUGGCUCACACGCGGCAUCGGGAUUGCCUUUAUUGGCGUCAUGCUGUUGCUUUGGUACAUUGCGCACGGCGUCGGCUUGAAAUACUUUGUUUUGUUCAUGGGCGUCAUGUCGUGUCUCUAUUGCUUAUGGGAUAUAUUGGACGACUUGGUGUUUCGUAAAGCAUAUGAAUCAGAUGCAUCCAAGUUUGCCGAGCUGUAUGGCUUGUCAAGCCGAGCGUGGGGCGUCAUCUGGUUUCUGAUCAGCGUCCUGUUCUUUGCUGCAGGCAUCAUAGUCGGCCUAGUUGCAUUUAAAGAGGACCGUGAAACGCAGGAGCGGCAGGCAGAAGGAUUUGGAUGGUGA
Molecule: messenger RNA, 777 nt
Organism: Zychaea mexicana
Lineage: Eukaryota; Fungi; Mucoromycota; Mucoromycetes; Mucorales; Lichtheimiaceae
Product: peptidase M50B-like-domain-containing protein
Exons: 4
Coding region: 1-777 (258 amino acids)
Source: RefSeq, a predicted model, not a curated record